This is a messenger RNA of Penicillium lagena, 546 nucleotides long. RefSeq lists its product as uncharacterized. Lineage: Eukaryota; Fungi; Ascomycota; Eurotiomycetes; Eurotiales; Aspergillaceae. The record is from RefSeq and is a predicted model, not a curated record. The coding region runs from base 1 to 546 and encodes 181 amino acids. The transcript is spliced from 3 exons.
AUGCUCCUAGCUGGCAUCCAUGGAUUCGCCCAGUCAACGACGUCACGACCGAUCCCCGAGUUGGGGCUAGUGCACUUAUCGAUAAGCCCCAGUCUGCACGGUACCUGGCUCUACUUCACCGUGCGCCAUCUGCGCCGCAUCGUCGGCCCUGCAUUUGUACCUACAGCGUAUCACCCCAGCGCACCGCCGCCAAUGAGCGCCGAGCCUCCUUGCUCGGCAGACUUGCACCACCAACCCCUUGAAUGUGGAUCAAGGGAUCCCAGGACACCGACCAUUGGAUCGUCGAUCGUACUCGCGCCCUCGACGGUCCCGAGAACUCCGCUGAGGGGGGGUGGGGGAACCAUGUCUCAGCGUGGUUGGGCGCGGUUACUAAAUCCUGUGCAAAUGUUGACAGUCAGCCUGGCCAUCCGUCUUCGCCUCAUCUUCCCCUCCGACCUCUCUGGCGUAGCGCUGCGGUUCCUACCACCUCUCGACAACAAUAGAUCUCCGACCGAGUCCGAGGUGAACGGCCCUGAUCGACCUGCGGACUUUGCGACCGGUGGAUAA